AUGACCGUCUCACAAUCUCUCGUUCUUUACAGCCCACCCACACCAACCACACUGUCGACCAGACCAAGCGCAACCUCACUCAUUCCUGCGAACUUCUUCACUCAACAAACUGGCACCGCAAUUGCAACUGAACUACUCUACCGCAUUCUCUUCAAUAUCAUCCAGCGCUUCUUGAACUCGUUCCAGCGGCUCGCAUCCAAGGGUAUGGAUCAAUGCUCUUCCUGGCUUGAGCGCAAGAUGCACGAGCGCCGCGAGCGACAGGCCAAUGCGAAAGAUGAGCUCAAGAUUGUUCAGGAAGUAGGCAAGCUGGCAGCCCAGAGAGGAUUCAUCACCUGCCCAAUGAUUGACACUGAUACGAAUGGAGGAGGGCUGCAACCGCCGAGAUGGGUGAGAGGCGUGCUUGAGGGGAUUGAGGAAGGCAGAAUGGAAGAGAAGGACUUUUGGAUCCACACGCAUACUGGGUGA
Molecule: messenger RNA, 465 nt
Organism: Macroventuria anomochaeta
Lineage: Eukaryota; Fungi; Ascomycota; Dothideomycetes; Pleosporales; Didymellaceae
Exons: 1
Coding region: 1-465 (154 amino acids)
Source: RefSeq, a predicted model, not a curated record